Molecule: messenger RNA, 2673 nt
Organism: Astrephomene gubernaculifera
Lineage: Eukaryota; Viridiplantae; Chlorophyta; Chlorophyceae; Chlamydomonadales; Astrephomenaceae
Source: the annotation of a GenBank genome assembly
AGUUUGGCGGAGCGACGAAGGAGGGCAGCCAGGAAGCGAGGGGGAGGCACAUGAGGAGGUGGUGGGGGCUGCUGAAGUGGAUGAGUGGGUUCGGUUCGUGCCUACAGCUGGUAAGAUGGCACUAAGGAGGGCAGCAAUGAGAGAGGUAUCGGUUGUGGAGAGAGGCAGGCUGACGUGUUCCGCAGGAAGCAUGCAGGGCGGGCAGCUAAGGCGGCAUACCGGUAUACGGUAUGGUGCCGAGGGGCUGAGCCAUGCGCGCAUGAAAACAUGUGCUGGUACCGGUAUGUGCUCGUAAAAGCGUAUAAAGGUAUACACGACUCUUAUCCUCGCGAGUGCCCAAGCGGCUGACGGGGCUGCUGUCCGCAGUGCACAGAAAAGGUCCGCCAGUGCACGUGCCCAUCUCCUGCGAAGGGGGAAAACGAGACGGUCGUAGACCUUGCCUCUCGUUUCUAAUCGGUUGUGAAGGCAUGGUAGCUGUGCAGGCUCUUAGGUAUGAGGUCACCGGCGGACGAGGCGUGUGAGAAGCAGCUUGAGUGCAAGCAAAUGGCAUGAGCAGUAGCAGCAGUAGCAUGACCGAAAUGAACGCGGUCCUUUGUAGAUGUGUAUAACGGCAUCAUUGUAUUAUGGUCUCUAGUAUGACUUGUUCAUGUUUGCCUGAGGUUAACGCCAGACCGAACUAUCCUGUAACGACGCUCGUCGAAUGAACCCGAGUCACGCUUCGCAAUGAAGGUUGGGAAGCGUUGUUGCCAGCAUUGUUAAUCCAAAAUCUCUAGACGUGGCGUGCAGCCUAACCCACCAACUAUGUUAUGUAAGAGCUCUACUGCUUGCUCGUACGUAACAUACUUGGAUCAGACACUCUUGGGAGUUUCUUGCCAUCCGGCUGCGCAAGCCAUUAUUGUACAUGGUAUCUCGGUAAUCACAUUCGUCGAAAUGGCGCACUGAAUGUAACCCUUUCCAUGUUGGAUGGGCACCGUUUUCGGCUUAUCGCAGUGCACUAGACAUUAGGAUUUAGGUGAUUUUCACACAAAGCUCUAUGAUACAGUGUCAAAUAUAGCACUGGUAAUAGCGGUGGCAACAACAGCAGCAACACCCCCAGCGACAUUGGCAAUGGCAGCGAGCAUGGAUGGCAACAGCACCGAUGUCUUCCCCAUCACGGCCCGCACGUAUGCUCGCGCGGGGCUGUUCGGCAACCCCAGCGACCAGUACGGCGGCCGCACAAUCGCCCUCUCGCUCGCCAACUUCUUUGCGGAGGUGACGCUCACCCCCAACCCCGCCUCAGACCCCCCCUCCCCUGCCGUACGCAUCGCGCCGCAUCCCGUGUACGACAGCAGCGAGUACGGCAGCAUGGAGGAUCUGGAACGUAGGACGAGCACGCAGGGACUGUACGGAGGAGUACGACUGCUCACGGCCACCUGCAACCGCUUCGUCAAGUACUGCCGGCAGCACAACAUCCCCCUGCAGCAGCAUGCAGACCGGGGUUUCACGCUGUCGUACGACACCAACAUUCCUCGUCAGACGGGGCUAGCGGGCUCAUCAGCAAUCAUAUACUCGGCCCUGCAGUGCCUGCUGCGCUGGUACGGCAUCUCCGCCGUACAGCUGCCUCCUGCCGUACACCCCUCCCUGGUGCUGGCGGUGGAGGCGGAGGAGCUGGGGGUGGCGGCGGGGUUGCAGGACAGGGUCGUGCAGGUGUACGGAGGGGCCGUACACAUGGACUUUAGGCCUAAUGAGGAGGCAGCAGCGGGGGCGGCAGCGACCCAUGGGUCACCAGCGGCGGCGUCUGCUGUAGCAUUUGCCAACGGUCGUUACCGUCGGUUACCUGCUUCGCUGCUGCCGCUGCACCUGAUGUGGGUCAUGUACUCGGACAACCCCAGUGAGAGCGGAAAGGUGCACAGUGGGGUCAAGGCGAGGUGGCUGGCCGGGAAUCCGCAGGUUCGUUCGCUCAUGUCCCAAGUUGCUUGCUGCGCGGACGAGGGGCUAAGGCUGCUGCUGGCGUACAAUGAAAAGAAAGCACAGACGACACCGCAUCAGCAGCAGCAGCCACAAGAAGGACAACAGGAGCAGGAAGAGGAGGGCCAACCACGGCCGCAAUCACCACCAGGGGAACAGCAGCAGAAGCAUGCGGUUGAUGACCAGACGGACGAGUGGCAUCAGCAGCGGUUGCGACGGUUGGCAGACCUCAUGACCGCCAACUUCGAGCUGCGACGUGCGCUGUUCGGAGACGAGGUGUUGGGCGCUCGGAACCUGCGCAUGGUGGAGCUGGCCAGGUCUGUGGGCGCUGGCGUGAACUUCAGCGGCAGUGGCGGAGCGGUGGUGGUGCUGUGCCCGGGGGGCCGGCAGCAGGCGGCGGCGCUGGCUCAGGCGGCGGAGGGGGAGGGGUUCGUGUUGGAGCCCGUGAGACUGGGGCCGGAGAGGGAGUGGCUGCCGGACCUGGGGGAGAAGAAGGAAGGGGAAGGGGAGGAAGAGGUGGAGCAGCAGCAGGGGGAGGAGAAGGCGUUCGGGCAAGCAGAGGUGACAGGGUGCUGAAAUGUACGACGGCGACUCGGCAUGGACUGUUUAAAGGCGGCUUGGAUCGUUGACAAUUGUACGUCUUGGUCCGUACGUGUAGGCAUCGCAGCAGUAGGGGCAUACAUGGGGGCGGGUUGAGGAGGGUGGGGAUGCGGCAUCUGCAUACGU